This is a messenger RNA of Pararge aegeria (speckled wood butterfly), 558 nucleotides long. Its product is annotated as allergen Tha p 1-like. The transcript is spliced from 3 exons. The coding region runs from base 153 to 551 and encodes 132 amino acids. The record is from RefSeq and is a predicted model, not a curated record. NCBI's taxonomy places the organism in Eukaryota, Metazoa, Arthropoda, Insecta, Lepidoptera, Nymphalidae.
CUCAGGGAAGCACGCACAAAUAAUUAAAAGUGAGCAUAGUAAGAGAGUAUAAAGUGAGGUAGAUUUAUUUUUAACUUGUGAAUCAAAAUUGUGAGGAUCUAGCGCAGUGUUUGUAUCCUCACUUGAACCAACUUUAGCCAGGCCAGGUCAGUAUGCAGUCAAUCGUCAUAUUGAUGACAUUAUUAUCGAUGGCGCUCGCCAUCCCUUCGCAAACCUAUGACCCGGAGUAUGAUAACUUCAACGCUGAAGAUCUGGUGGAGAAUGUACGUCUACUCAGGAGCUACGGAAAAUGCUUCCUCGAAAAGGGACCGUGCACUGCUGAAGGAUCCGACAUAAAAAAGAUAAUCCCCGAAGCCCUAAGAACGAGUUGCGCAAAAUGCACGCCCAAACAGCAGCAGUUGGUGCGCACUGUGGCUCGAGCCUUCCAAAGCAAACUCCCGGAUCUUUGGAAAGAACUCGUUCUCAAAGAGGACCCAAAAGGCGAGUUUAGAGAAGCAUUCACUCAAUUUUUGGACAACUCUGAUAUUACGGCUUUAAAAAUGAAACAUUAAGUAUAAA